CGGAAAAGCCUUCACUACCUAUGUGAUACUUUCGGUUAAGGUCUCAUUUCAGUUUUCAAAAUUCCCUCAAAAUUAUAACGUAAACUCUUUGACUGGGUUUUUAGGAUUUGUUAAACAAAAUGACUGACAAAAAGGCAUCAUCAUCCCGAGGCCGUAAUCCUGUUAUCCAGUUCAGCACCCCCAUUGGAACUCCCGAAACCAAGCGCAAAAUGCUUCUCUAUAAACGAUUAUUAAGUCGAGAUUUGGCCCGUGAUAGUAGAAAUACCCAGGUUAUUCUGCAAUCCAGAAAUCGAAGCCUCUGGGAACAGGAUCAGGGAAGGUUUCCAAAGUCGUGACAAGAAGCAAUACAAAGCGUUAUUUAGAGAAGAGUUUACGUUCAAGAAAAAGUACCCGUUCCGCUUUUUCUGUUUAUUUUGGCCUGCUUUAUAUAAUUUUAAAUAAAUAUGCAUUUAAAUA
Molecule: messenger RNA, 456 nt
Organism: Drosophila eugracilis
Lineage: Eukaryota; Metazoa; Arthropoda; Insecta; Diptera; Drosophilidae
Exons: 2
Coding region: 120-335 (71 amino acids)
Source: RefSeq, a predicted model, not a curated record